AGUAGACAGGGGACAGGGAGAGAGUGCCUCUAAACCUCAAACUCACUGUUUACUUUGUAGUUUUAGCUGUUAGGUGUCAAGCUUGUUUUGACUUCCAAACAUAUACAUUAGAAGAUCUCUGAAAAUGGUGUCAAUAUUCGUAAAGACUUUAUAAAUAUCAGACAACAAUGUUUCCACCAAAUCUUCCGGUCAAAACGCUUGUGUUCCUGGGGCUUUGUCAGUUUGGCCGAAGAGGUCUUGCUUCUGCCCCAGAGCUCAGAGAUCAACCCAAGAAGAUCGCCAUAGUUGGAGCAGGAAUUGGAGGCACUGCUGCCGCCUACUUCCUGCGGCAGGAGUUUGGACCAAGCGUUAAAAUUGACAUAUUCGAACCGGGAAAGGUUGGGGGCCGCCUUGCCACGGAGAAUAUCGCAGGUGACGAAUAUGAGACAGGAGGAUCCAUUAUCCACCCACUGAACCUGCACAUGAAGCACUUUGUGGAUAAACUAGGGUUGAAUCCACGAAAGGAUGUACCCUCUAAAAUGGCGAUUUUCGACGGGAAGGAGUUGAUGUUUGAAGAGAGUGACUGGUUCAUUGUCAACAUCUUUCGGAUGCUGUGGCAAUAUGGGUUCAACUUCCUGCGUAUGUACAUGUGGGUGGAGGGAAUUCUGGACAAGUUCAUGAGGAUAUACCAAUACCAGCAGUUUAGCUACGCCUUCUCGAGUGUUGACAGGCUGUUACAUGCGAUGGGCGGUGAUGCCUUUCUCACCUUAACCAAUCAGACCUUGGAGGAAGCCAUGAUGGGGGAGGGCUUCUCUCAAAACUUCCUGAAUGACAUCGUGGCGCCUGUCACCCGUGUCAAUUACGGUCAGAGUGUCCGCAUCAAUGGAUUAGUGGGUGCCGUGUCUCUGGCCGGGGCAGACUCGGGGCUAUGGGCAGUGGACGGGGGCAAUAAGAAGGUAUGUUCUGGCCUUCUGUACCACAGCAAGGCCGAGCUCAUUCAGGCACGCGUGACCGCCAUCGCAGUCAAACACAGACCCUCCAAGAGUGGUAACCCUGUUAACCUCUAUGAGGUUAAUUACGUCAGCCAAUCAGGUGCAGCUCACUCCCUCUAUGACAUUGUCAUCGUGGCCACACCCCUGCACCAGGGCCUAUCAGACAUCGCCUUCCUAGGCUUUUCCCCGCCCAUUUCCUCGCACUUCCCCGGCCGCUUCCACCAGACAGUGGCCACGCUGGUCCACGGCCGGCUCAACGUCUCAUUCCUGGGCUCCGCCGCCGAUCCGGCCCACUUCUUCUACUCGGACAUCCUCACCACUGAGCACAAGCCGCUGGACAUCCACAGCCUGAGCUCGCUGGACCCCGUGAGCAUACCGGCAGGCUACGAGCGGCCGCCGGCCUCGCGGCCCUCCGUCUGGAAGGUGUUCUCGCCGCGCCCGCUGACGCCGGAGCAGCUGGGCGCCAUGUUCGUGUCGUGGGACGAGGUGUCGGAGACCCGCUGGCUGGCGUACCCGGCGUACAGCCCGCCGCACCGCGGCACACCGCCCUUCGAGCUGCACGAACGCCUCUACUACCUGAACGCCAUAGAGUGGGCAGCCAGCGCCAUGGAGAUGAGCGCCAUCUCCGCCCGCAACCUAGCGCUGCUCGCCCACCACCGCUGGCACGGCCAGACCGCCAAGGUGGACCAGGAGGACCUCCACACCCGCCUGAGGGGGGAGCUGUAGAGGAGUGGAGUGAAGGGGGGUGGGGGUGAGGAGUAAUUGUGGAAGGGUUAAUUCAGCAAAACUCAAAACAGCAAAGGACAUGAAAACGACUUGGUUCCUGCUGUUGUUGGACCAAAGUAUACCUUUAAAAGGCUGCCUCACUGUUUGGUUUGGAAAAUGAUUUAUAAUUUAAUCGCCAGGCCAUUGGUCCUCCAGAAAUUAUCAACAAUUUUAAGAUAGUAUCAAACACAAAUGAUUUCAAAAUAAUUGUAAUCCCUUUAAACUUAUUGACGAUACAAUAAUGCAAAGGCCAGCACAAGUUAGUAAAACAAAAGUUCACCAUGAAAGACUUUGAAACUGCUUAAGAAAUCUAUGUGACACAGUGCGAUUCUGAUACCAAACAACUUUUCUAAAAUCUAACUGUUUUUAAAAUGUAACUCUGGAGGAAAAACAACCUUUCACUAAUCAUGGAACCUACCUACCUACCUACCUUUAUUUUCAUAAAAAAAUAUGUUGAAUAAUGUCAAAAAUGUGUAAUUAUCUUAAAGCAGUUUUUAAUGUGUUUCAGGGUGGAUUGUUCCUAAUUUGUUUUCAUGUAGAUCUCCAUUUCUCGCGGUCACUAGUACUGUUGAUACAGAAAAAUUCCCGAAAACUAUCGGUUUUGCCUAGCUUGAGUUGCUACAGCCAGCAGCUGAUGCAGUCAGGUAGCUACCUGUGCUACACUCCGGGGGGCAUGUAGCCUACAUGGGAGCUCACGGACAUGCCCCCAGAAUGUAGCUACCUACCUACCUGUUAGCUGCUGGCUGUAGCAACUCGAUCAAGGUGAACCCAAUUGUUCUACUUUUUUCACAUUGAGAGUACUUGUGAUCUUAAGAAAAGGAGAUCUAUGUGAAACCUCGCCAGAUUUCUCCCUUAACCUCCAGACAAAACAACACUGUGCUGACGGUGUCACAGCAGUGUUCGAGUUCUUGAGUUGAGCUCAUGAUGUACUGUAUUCUGACAUGCACUGUGAGAGAGCAAAUGAGCAAUAAUAGAAAGACCAAUGUGGCGUGAUGCUGUCACCUUUUGGAAACUUCUGUGUAACCGGAUAAGCCAUUGACACCGUUGGUCAUUGCUUUUCAAUACCGCUGACACAGCAAUGCUGCAAGCGAAUAGGGAAGUUCUGAAAAACACUGGGUUGAUACUAAUAGAAAUGUCUCAGGUCUAUGACGCCACCUCAGAUGUUUUUGAUGUGCUUGUUAGUCUGUCUGUGUUCUACACGCAGCAACAGAGGCACAUUAUUUCAGCAAGAACCUUUUAAGAUCAAAUGGCAGUAUUUUGUGUGCACAGUAUUUGUAAGUGACAAACACAAAUGAGAUUGAUAUGUUAUGUUUUCUUAAGACACGUUUUCUAGGAAGUCAUCCUCUGUUAGUGGUAUAGACAGAAACCUGUUGCCUGUAGAAGGUGAAUUUUCUGGAUAGAAUCUCUGUCUUCACUGUGUUGUGUGAUUAGCUGCCAAUGUCAAAUUAUCAUUAACAGCUAGGUGAAAGUAGUUUACAGGAUUUUUUAUACAGUACAAUCAGCUUGUCUCUGAGUGCUUCUGUGCUUCUUACAAGUCAAAACUGGGUGGUGUCCCUCUGGUAGUUGCUAAAUAGUGACCAGUAGUGAGUCACUGUAUCUUUUACAUGUUAACAGAAAAACAGUUUAUUUCCACUAUGAAUUGAAAUGUAUAGUGAAAUUCAAUUGAAAUGUAUAGUGGAAAUGUGUGUAUUGUAUUGUGUGUGUGUUGUGUAUUGCACCUUUUAAAUCAAGGUAGGCCUACUGCUAGAAUUUGAAUGGCUUGUUUAGUGAGCCACUUGCAAUAACCUGUCAUUCCCAAAGUGCCUUUAAUGCGUUUUUAGCAAUAAGACAAAGAUGGACUGUUUGUAAAGAUGAUGUGUGCUGCUGUGUAAACAGGGGCAAACUGAGAUGUCUGUGAGUUUUCAUGGGAAGUACUGCCCUGUGUCCAGGCUCUUACUUGAUACCGUGACUGAAGCAGGCAGACAGACCCCUAGGAGUACAGUAUAGCGUGGUCGAAGUACACUAAGAUUGCCAGGAUCCCGAUAUUUCCUAAAGUUAAGAUCGGCAAAAGACCUUUAUUCAAUAGGUUAAAAGUAGCCUGGGUGAACUCAGAUGAACCUGUUGGCGAAUUUGAUCUGCAGGUUGCCGUGGAUAGGAGCUCAUGGACGUCUGUUUCCGAAUCACCAAAAAAAACCCAGGAAUGUGUAUGGAAUUGAGUGAAUAACUGCAUUUGACACGUUUAUUUACGAGGCCGAUACGUUUGCUGCACUUCUGAAACGUUUUGGUAAGACUUGAAUGCACACAUUUAUGUUUAAUUUCACUCGUGGUUAUGCCUGUGGAAGGAGAUAAAGGGAGAGAAUCAGGGCUCAGUAGGCUCCUUUCCAGACCGACCCACAGAGCAAAUUCAAAUAUGCCAACAGUCUGGGUUCACCCAGUCUAGGUUAAAGGUGUUUGUGAGACGACGUCUGCUGCUGAGGGAUUCUUACGGAUCAAAAGAGCGUUGUCUUGCCACCAGUGGUCUCUACUUGGGGCUCUCCCUGGGGGCUGAUGGAGCGCAGUUUAAGGUCUUCCCCGUUUCUGAUACUAUGUAGACCAAAUAAAACGACUAACCCAAACUCAUAGGUUAGAGUAAGGUACGUAGGGUGUAUUUAUUUUCCUUUCCUGUGCCUUUUAAAAGUCCUUUAACUACUGAUUGGAAAAGCAAUAACUAUAGAAUGAUGCUGGAGUUUGUGUGAUGCCAUUGUUGACAUUUAUUCAUGUGUUUUGUUUCUUUGUUUAAAAAAGAAUAGAACUUUGUCUGACAUACUAAUCUUUUGUUUUCUGUGUCAACUGUAAUAUGAACAUUAAUGCACCUCUUCAAUUGGUAUUUAUAAUUAAAAAUCAAUCAUGAUUAAAAACUGACCUACUGAUCUUUCUAUGAGUAGAAGGACGAAGGCAAGUGCAGAGUGGACUGAAUGGCAUUAAUAGAUAUGCAAUAGACAAAACGUCUUAAUGAAGAAUUAAUGAGUUUAACGAUUAGUAGAAUGGUUUAAAGAGGACACGUCUAGCAGAGAGUCUGGUCAUAAUUCAACUUAAUUCAAAUUGUUCAGGGAUCUGCAUGGUUGAAUUGUUGGUUCAUUUGAAGAAACAACACUAAAUCUUGUUUUAUGUUUCAUACAAAUGUUUUAUUUUCUGAGAAUGAAGGCACAGUUCCUCUUCUGCUGUUGGUCGUUUUAGGUCUGUGGGCUAUGCUUACACGGCAGGGCGACUGGAUCUGAAAACAUCCCUUUCUGUAUGCUUUCCAUACUGUUUGCACUGACACCACUAUGUCCAUAUACCAGUGCUGUACUGUGGACUGCAUCUGAUCUAUGCCACUUAGGUGCAAAAACUGGGUGUUUGAUCGUUGACCGUGCAGCGUUAACACAAGAAACUACUCCAGUGUACUGAGGGUCACUUUAACUGUGAUUAAGUUGACAGUGAGGUCUUUGUUUAUGAUGCCAA
Molecule: messenger RNA, 5195 nt
Organism: Sardina pilchardus (European sardine)
Lineage: Eukaryota; Metazoa; Chordata; Actinopteri; Clupeiformes; Clupeidae
Gene: pcyox1
Product: prenylcysteine oxidase 1
Exons: 7
Coding region: 168-1697 (509 amino acids)
Biological process (GO): prenylated protein catabolic process; prenylcysteine catabolic process
Molecular function (GO): prenylcysteine oxidase activity
Source: RefSeq, a predicted model, not a curated record